GGACAAGCUACAAGCAGCUCCUAAGAGUUAGAACAAAUUUUAGAAGGCAAACUAGCUUUUAACAACUUUUUCUAAGAGAGACACGCACAUUGAAGGGGGCGAAGUACUGUAGAAGAAGAGGUGGAAAACGAGAAAUGGCGAGCGUUGCUUAUGUGUUAUGUUCCUUACUCAGCAUUUUCUUGAACUUGGAGAGUUGCAUUGUUGAGUACAAGCAGCAGCAGCCUCCAUUAAUACAAGUGAAUGAGCGCAAACCCUUGUUUGUCUUCGGCGAUUCUCUGUUUGAUCCUGGAAAUAAUGUUUACGUCAAAACUGAUCUGAAACUGACUUCAAUUUAUUGGCCUUACGGGGAAACUUUCUUCCACCGUGCUACCGGCAGAUACUCCGACGGCCGCAUUGUCCCUGACUUCAUCGCUACAUUUGCAGGCUUGCCUAUCCUUCCACCGUAUCUGGAACCAAAACCCCACGUGUUCACUGAUGGAGCUAACUUUGCUUCCGGUGGAUCCUGUGUGCUUUUUAAUUCAUCCGCAUAUAUCGAUUUACCUAUCCAGGUGAUAUACUUCAAGCGUGUGGUAGGGUUACUGAAAAAGCAAGUCGGUGAAACCCAAGCCAAGAGGAUUCUGACCGACGCUGUCUACUUGUUCAGCUCUGGGGGCAACGAUUAUGCCAAAUUUUACCGCAAGCAUCCUGAUGCUAAUGAGGAAAGCAUGAGAGCUUUCGUGAAACUAGUGAUCGGCCAGUUGCAUAAUUAUCUCCUUGAAAUAACGAGGUUGGGAGCCAAGAAAAUUGCAUUUCAGAACGUGGGACCCAUGGGAUGUAUUCCAGCGAGCAGAUUAUCAGAUGGGCAGUGUAAUGAAAAGGAAAAUGCAUUGGCGAGAGAGAACAACAAAGCUCUGGUACUAGUGAUGAAGCGGCUAGAGAGGGAGGUACCUGGAUUCAAAUACUCCAUAUUGGAUUACUAUAAAGCAAUGGAAGACAAAAUUUUCAACCCUCAUGAAUAUGGGUUUAAGGAGGGGCAAAUAGCGUGCUGUGGAGGAGGGGCAUUCAGAGCAAAGUUUGUGUGUGGAGGAUACGGGGAGUACCCAUUUGAGCUGUGCAAGAAUCCAUUCGAGUACGUCUGGUUUGAUUCAAAACACACCAGCGAAGGGGCCAAUUUACAACUGUCUCGAUUGAUAUGGGAAGGAGGGCCACUCAAUAUUACCUACCCUUACACUGUCCGCCAACUCUUUCAACUUUGAUGCUCGCGCGCGCACCCCCCCUGGCUAGGGUCUUAAAUAAUUACCCUACACACUAUCAUCGAUAAGUACUUCAUUCUAUGUUUGCCAGUCAGUUAAGUAAAUCCCAAAUAAUCGAUAUUAUUAUAUGGGUCUUGCCAUAUAUACGCAGGGACCUCCUGUUCUUAUCACUUCCUUCUAACAUGCAAAUGAAUUUUAUUAUUGUUUUUAUUCAAUAUGCUUCUUCCUUGUGCC
Prosopis cineraria is the source of this 1466-nucleotide messenger RNA. RefSeq names its product GDSL esterase/lipase 1-like. The transcript is spliced from 6 exons. The record is from RefSeq and is a predicted model, not a curated record. The coding region runs from base 135 to 1235 and encodes 366 amino acids. Gene Ontology annotation, molecular function: hydrolase activity, acting on ester bonds. Lineage: Eukaryota; Viridiplantae; Streptophyta; Magnoliopsida; Fabales; Fabaceae.